CUAUCAAGGAGGGGCACGAAACCUGUCUGAUGAUUUAUAUGGCACAGCCGCAGCAUGAUAUUUAAUUAUGCCUAGAUUUCCAUUUGUGGCCGUUUGUAGACACUUCUUUAAAAUACUUCAUUUUUUCAUCUUAAUUCUUAACAUUUCAAAGGGCAGAUCAAAUAAUGCAGACGUUGUGGCUCAGAAUCAUCUGAAGAUUGUUCAAGCUGGAGACAGUGUUGAUUUCACCUGUAUUUUUCAAAGAGAUAUGAGACCCUCCAUAGUUUGGGUCAAACAAAAAGUUGGAGAGAAGCCCCUUCCGAUCGUAAAAUCAUUUCAGGGUUUACCUGCCAAAUUUGAGAAUGACUUUGACAAACAUAACCGCUUUUUUGCAGAAAAAAAUGACAGCAGUUUUAAUCUGAGGAUCACAAACACAGAAGAAUCAGACACUGCAACAUACUACUGUGUUCAAUAUUCAUAUGAUUUCAAAUUUGAUGAAGUCACUUAUCUUAUUGUUAAAGGCAAACAACUGAACAUGCAGUCUGACCAUCAGACACCUGCCACAGAUCCAGUGCAUCCAGAAGACUCUGCAGUGGCGCUGCAGUGCACCGUCCUCACACAGAGCUGUGCAGGAGAACACAACGUCUACUGGUUCAGACGUGAAUCUGGAGAAUCUCCUCCAGGAAUUAUAUUCACUCAGGAGCGCAGGAACGCUCAAUGUGAGAGGAGAUCUGAUGUGAACUCUACUGCACACAAAUGUAUCUACAGCCUGCCCAAGAGGAACCUCAGUCUCUCUGAUGCUGGGAUUUACUACUGCGCUGUGGCCGCAUGUGGAGAGAUACUGUUUGGAGAUGCAAGAAAACCUAUCUUGACAGGUUUUGAGACACCUUGGAGUAUAAUUGCCCUGGUUUUGGGAACUUUAAACUGUUUAUCAGCAAUUGUGAUCAUAUUCUUGUGCACACAGUUGUACAAGCAACGACAAAAAGAUGGGACUCAGAAUAUUCAGACUGGUCACUUAAUGGAUGAAGACAGAGAUGCUUUGAAUUAUGCUGCUUUGAGCUUUCAGCAAAGGUCCUGCGCCCCUAGAAGAACCAGAGAAAAACAUACAAGAUAACUGAAUAUAUGCACUUGACAAAUUUUGCAAAUAAUCAAUUGAAAAGCUAUAGGCAAAAAAACAAUGAUUAUUGGAGUACUAUUAAAAUACUAUUUCAUUUUUUUUUACUUCAAAAUUGCACAUUUUAUGCAGUGAGUUACUUGAUGUUUUAUUUGUAAUUAAUUGUGAAAUUUACUAGCAAUAUCCUGAAUUCAGUGAAAACUGUUUGUAGACAAAUAUUUUUGGUGUAUGUUAAAUUAUUCUGUCAAAUAAACUGAACUGAUUGACAUUUCAUUUUAAGC
This is a messenger RNA of Carassius auratus (goldfish), 1374 nucleotides long. RefSeq lists its product as uncharacterized. Bases 68 to 1093 code for a protein of 341 amino acids. Gene Ontology annotation, biological process: response to bacterium. The record is from RefSeq and is a predicted model, not a curated record. NCBI's taxonomy places the organism in Eukaryota, Metazoa, Chordata, Actinopteri, Cypriniformes, Cyprinidae. The transcript is spliced from 7 exons.